Messenger RNA from Paramuricea clavata, 774 nucleotides. The record is from the annotation of a GenBank genome assembly. Lineage: Eukaryota; Metazoa; Cnidaria; Anthozoa; Malacalcyonacea; Plexauridae.
AUGCACUCCUCGACAGUUAUCAAAUGUCUUGAUCAGAUAUUCGCCCUUUGUGGUAUGCCUAGUUACAUUCACUCGGAUCGUGGUGCCUCAUUCCUUUCACAGGAACUCAAGGAGUACUUGUCUCGACGAGGGAUAGCAACAAGCAAAACAACCCCCUACCACCCAAUUGGAAAUAGCCAGGUCGAACGUUAUAAUGGUAUUAUUUGGAAGGCUGUUCGACUUUCCCUCAAGUCAGCAAAUCUACCUGAUUCAAAAUGGGAACUGGUUCUUCCAGACGUCUUUCAUUCCAUAAGAUCACUCCUCUCUACCUCUACCAAUACCACCCCACACGAGAGAUUCUUCAACUUCCAACGACGUUCAUCUCUGGGAACUUCGCUACCAUCCUGGCUACAGAACCCGGGACCGGUCCUGUUAAGGCGUUUUGUUAGAACAAGCAAGAACGACCCGUUUGUCGACCAAGUAGAGCUAACGGAUGCAAACCCCACUUACGCCCAUGUGAAGUACCCUGAUGGAAGAGAGUCCUCAGUCUCCCUUCGAGAUCUAGCUCCUUGCCCCAUUACUCCUGUCCGGAAUGAACCACAAGAAACCCUGCCAAGCGGAGAAGUGGAAAACGGACUAGCUCCGAAUGUUCCAGAUCCCGUGGCCGCUGAUUCACAACAGGAUUCAACUACAUCGCCAACGGCUUCUGAUCCACAGCAGUAUUCAACAACGCAAGUACCUGCACUCAGACGUUCAACUCGUCAAGUUAAACCACCAUCUCGUUAUGGUUGGUAA